Messenger RNA from Symsagittifera roscoffensis, 1196 nucleotides. RefSeq lists its product as uncharacterized. The transcript is spliced from 3 exons. The coding region runs from base 501 to 1091 and encodes 196 amino acids. Lineage: Eukaryota; Metazoa; Xenacoelomorpha; Acoela; Convolutidae. The record is from RefSeq and is a predicted model, not a curated record.
GCCGAAAAAAUUUAAUUAAAAAAAAUUGUCUGUAUAUCAUUUACCUGUCAAUUUUUAUUCAGUAAAAAACUUGAAAAAAUUCCAUAAUUCGAUAUGAAAACUGAAAAGCUUUAUUUCGACUACCUGGACAAACUGGAUAACAAAUCGAUACCGGGUUCGGGUGUCAGUCUUUUUACAGCCCAGAUUUCUUCGUCUUAAUAUACGAUUUGACGUUCAGCUUAUAAAAGACAUCCAUUAAAUCCCCUUUUUCAAAUCUGAUAAACUCUCACUGAAAAUUACUUCUUACUGAAAACUGCUUCAGCAUUGUAGUUUUUAUUUCAUUUGAUUGUCUGAAGAUCGACUUUUUGACGCAUUUAUCAUAUUUUAGAACGACUCGCAAAAGCAAUUAAUUAUCCAAACUGACAACGCUUAAAAAUCACGACCUUACUUCGCAGUCACUAACUUGCAAUCAAUUGUUAUUAACUUCCCAAACAGAAACUAAAGCGCUCCAGGAACCAAAAAUGGAGCCAAUUGAAAACGAAGAACCAUCGCUCGUAAUCAGCAGCCAACCACCCACCCAUCCUCAAAUAGUGAGACCAAAAGCAGUAAGUCUGCAGGAGAAGAGAGAUGAGAAGAUAAAGUGGGAGAAGACGAAGAAAGAGAAGGGACUGGCCAAGUUGUCUGAGAAGCGGUUCAGUCUGAUCGGAGACCCGUCGGCCUCCAGGCACUUCCUGUCACUCAACAGGAAGAACUACGACUUUGAUGGAAAGUUGACAGACUUGAAGCUACACAUGCUCAACCGAAGGUCAUCUUGUACCGCGCUUCCCGGAAUCACAGAAUCCAGGAUAGAGGAGCUAUCGGAAGACGAAGGGUCAGUUGAAGACCAGCCCUCCUUUCUAGAGGUCACUACAAGAGGUCAAGAGAGGUCACACUCGUUCUGUGGCGCCGAAUCCAGAAGAUUCCAGAACUUUAUGGAAAUGGGUGCGAAAAAGCAAACGGAAAAAAUAAGGAUCGAGAAAAAUGAGGGAACCUCAUUUAAUGCUAUCGGUUUUGAGCUCGACGUUUCCCAAAACUCAUCAAUGACGACGAAAAGUGGUCACCCAAAUUGUUAAUUUAUUCUGGGAUCUCAAUGAUCUUGUAGUUAAAACUUCACCCAGUACUGCAAAAACAGUUCGGGAAAUGCUGGCAAGGUAUAUAUUUUAUGUGCUUGAAAAUCU